This is a messenger RNA of Zingiber officinale, 465 nucleotides long. RefSeq names its product protein WVD2-like 1. Bases 1 to 465 code for a protein of 154 amino acids. Gene Ontology annotation, biological process: microtubule cytoskeleton organization. Gene Ontology annotation, molecular function: microtubule binding. The record is from RefSeq and is a predicted model, not a curated record. NCBI's taxonomy places the organism in Eukaryota, Viridiplantae, Streptophyta, Magnoliopsida, Zingiberales, Zingiberaceae. The transcript is spliced from 5 exons.
AUGGCGCCGCCAAUAGAGAAGGGAGGUGCUGUAAAUAGCAUAACGGAGCUCAACGUCGUCCAGAGAAGGGGCGGCGACCGCCAUCGUCAUGGUUCUACUGAUGAAGCAACUGCCAGCAAAGAAAAGCAUGGGGGAGCAGACAAUUCACAUUUGCAACCUGACAUGAAAGUAGACCAGACUGUCACUGGCUAUCGCUACUCUGUUGCUCCUCUUCUGUCAAAACAUGUAAAGGAAGAACAACUGUCGCUACUGCUCCUACUUUCAGAUGCAUUGAACCUGCAGAAAAGCGAAAAGAAGUACUGUAUUUUCUCUAUUAAGUUCUACACUAAAUUAGAACAGAAACAUCAUUCUAUGGAAGCAGAGAAAAUGCAAUUCGAAGCUAGGAUGAGGGAGGAGCAAGAGGAAGCUCUUAAGGAAUUCAGAAAGAACUUGAAUUUCAAAGCAAACCCUGUUCUGAGGUUCUAG